CCCAAUCCAUCCUCACCACCCAUGUCCGCCUGAGCCCCGCGCUCGCUCUGCUCCGCGCUGUCUGCCAGCAUUAGAGGUCCGAGCUGCUUCUGAGCAGCGGACAUUGCAUCAGAAGCCAUGCUGGACCUCCUCCGAGCCUACACAGGCUGUCCGAACACGGGUCUACAAUUUCUCGCCCUGCCCCGCGAGACGCUGCUGCUUUACCCCUCACUAGACAGCAUUAUCAUUCUUAAUGCACGCACAUUGGCCUUCCUUCGUGCCCUCGCCUUCUGGGAGGUCUUUCCAGGCACCCGGCACAUCCCUGGUUCUGUACGAUGCCUGACCAUAGACUCUGGCAUGAAGCUCGUCGUAGCUUCUAUGGCCUCGCGCGUCGCCGUUUGGUCGCUGUCCACUGCAGGAGGAUACCAGGUGCAUGACUCGUGGCGGCUGCAUUCUUCGCUUGUUCUCCCUCAAGACCAAGAAGUUACCGCAUUAGACUGCAAGUCUGGGUUGCUCGCCGUUGGCACACGAUCAAGUCUAUCUGUAUACACGCUCAUUUUGGAAAACGACUUGCCUACCUGGUCGCGAAAAUGGACAUACUCUACGAAAUCACUAGCUCGCGUACGCUUCUCGCCCUCCUUAAUGUAUAUUGCCACUACAUCAACCCACGAUAGUACUGUCCGCCUACAUCUCACCACAUCCGGUCGCCGAACCCAAGUUAUCCCGCACCCGCGACCCGUCUCCGACAUAUCCUGGCGUCACCCCGGCACGCACGCACAGAACCGCAACGACGACCCAAUCCUCUACACGACUACCACUGACGGCAGCCUCCGCGUCUUCCUCUCCGUGCUCGACGCGCCGCAGCGCGUGCAGCUGCACGCUGCUCUCGAUGCGGCGAGUUCGGUACCGAUCUCCUCGCAGGUGAACUCGUUGGAAGACAGCGGUAGCAUGGUGUCGAGCAGCGUGUUUCCGCUUGACCGUGACGCGGUUCUCGGCGUGUUGAAGGGUGCGACUGGUAACGCACUGAGUGCGGAGGAGGACGCGCGGAGCAGACGAGUCAGGGAAAUCGUGGAGGAAGGCUGGGACUUGUUCCUGCGUGUGCUCGCCGACGGUUCGUUAGUUGUGCAAGCAGUCGCCAACAUUGACCGGCGGCCCCCAACGCUGCUCAAGCAGUUCACCCUGCUCCAGUCGUCUCCAGGACUACUCCCGUCCCCUCCUCCAGCGCAUCUUUAUGUCAUCCCCGCACCAUCCGACCCCGGCAUGCUCACACUGAUCACCUCCCCACCCCUAGCUACUUACGUACUUUCGCCCCUUCCGUUCUUCGAUGCGCGUGCAGACGGGCUCAAACUCAAUGCGCGUGGCGCAGACCAAACACUUCAAGACAGCAGAGGCAGUAUUGUUGAUGAAAGCAGGCGCGAAGUAGUGAGGUUUGUACGAACACCAGAAGGCGAAGGCGUCGGUGCGGUGUAUGCGGAUGGCAGUGGAGAGGUCUGGUGUCUCAAGCGUGGCGGAGGCGGGCUGGAAAGCCGAGGGAGAUGGAGCGUCAGCGAGGAAGCCGAGAAGGUGGACCGUGUUGUGGUCCUCAACGGCGGCACUUGCUUCGUCACGUACGCAUCCCAAGCGGGCCGACUGACCCUCCAUACGCCUACCCCCGCCACACUCUCUGUCCCACCGCUAGUCGCGCUCUUCUCUCUCCCAGUCUCCUCCUCAUCCCCGGGCUCCCUGUCACGCACCCUCCUCGCCGUCACCGAGACACAUACCAUCCUCGUCAUCUACGCCAACAUAUCCCUCGAACCAUGUCUGUCCAUUCAGCUAGAGAGCUCCCUCCCGCUGCCCGCUCCUCCGCGGAUGAUCCUCCCCGUCGACCCCAUGGCAUGGAGCGGCACGCGCGGUGAGGCGACGGCGAUGAGUGCGGACGCGCAUGAUACGCUCCUGUCGGUCUCGGAGGAUGGAGAGUUGGCGUUCUGGGUUCCUGAGAAUGGUUUAUUGGAGUUGCUAGGCGGGGACGUCAAGACGAACGGAGCGAAGAUGAAUGGCGCCGUCGCGAAUGGCGGUGCGCAGGUACAGAAUAGCGGGUGGAGGUGUACUGGGCUGGUUCGCACAGGUCGAAGAGGACUGAGCAGGGCUGCGUGUAGCUCGGUGAAGAAGUCUGUUCUGGUUGUUCCUACACCCGAAGGUGAGGAACUGACAAUUUGGGACUCAAAGACGUCGGAGUUCUCCUCUGGACUAGAGUACCAAGAAGUGCUUAGCUCGUCAGAUCCUAUCAACGACCUGGACUGGACGGCAACGCCCGACUCCCAAUCCAUCCUCGCUGUCGGCUUCGCACACCACGUUGAGCUGCUCUCUCAACAACGCAUGACAUACUACGACGAUACACCUGGCUGGGGCCGCUGUCAUACCAUCGACAUCGGGAGGAUGUUCCCGCACUCGAUUGGUGACUCGAUCUGGCUGGCCCGAGGAUCGCUGCUCGUCGGCGCAGGCCACCACAUGUGUCUGUUUGGUCAACCGAAGGGCAAGGCAGGCGACGAGCGUGAUGAGAGCCUCUUCGAGGUUGUUGCGCGCCAGAACGGUCCUCUGGAUGACUACCAUCCCCAGAUGAUGCUUCAAUGCCUGUUGUGGGAGAAAAUCGAGCUCGUGAAGCAAAUAAUCGUCAAUCUAGCUAGGCACGUAGAGAGCGGCCGAAGUCCCUGGGAAUGGCAACGUAUUCCUCUGAAUGACUUCUUCAAAAAGGAUGAGGUCGUGAAGGCGGCCCACACGUCGCGGAGGCCGCAGUAUUCUUUGCUGUUCAGUGAACCUGAAACGAGGGAUGACGACGACGAGGAUCCGUUCUCCCGGUCUCUAGUCCAGCGGUUGAUAGAGCGACUGGAGGAAACCCCGUUGCCGCAUUUGACGCCUAAUGAACAUGCAUCUCUGCUCGUGUUGAUUCAGACAACACUGGAGAUCGAAGAGCAACGGCGCGCCCUCGACGCCAACGGUGUGCGAUACCUGAUUUCCAUGCGAGCAUACUACAUCAGUCAUAAACGCCUGUCUGCCCCGAGCACCCCCGCCUCAGGCAGGACGGGUACGUUCGACAAACGUAUCAGGCCUCGGCAACGAUUGCGCUACCGUGACAUGAUAUGGGCUUUCCACAGCGAGAGUCAGGAGCUGCUACUCUCCCAAUCGGUAGCGGCUUGCAGUGGCAAGAUGACAUGGUCUGAAGCCCGCUCUUUGGGUGUCUUUCUAUGGCUACGAUCCAUCGAUUCCAUGAAAGCGCAUAUGGAGGUCGUUGCACGUAAUCAGUACAUGGCCGGCGACAAUCGUGACCCGACGGCGUGCAGCCUUUUUUACUUCGCCCUCGGCAAGUCGAGGCUUGUACUUGGCCUGUGGCGGCAAGCGGCCUGGCACAAAGAACAGUCGCAGAUGCUGAAGUUCCUCAACAAUGACUUCACGCAGCCGCGUUGGCGCACCGCUGCUCUGAAGAAUGCCUUCGCACUCCUGAGCAAGCGACGGUUCGAAUACGCUGCUGCCUUCUUCCUUCUGGGAGGGAGCUUGAAGGACGCCGUGAAUGUUUGCGUCAAGAAUCUUGACGACUUCCAAUUAGCUGUUGCGCUGGCCCGAGUCGUUGAAUCAGGCGACGAUGGCCCUAUCUUUCAGGGGCUGCUGAAGGACAACGUGCUACCUAUAGCGUUCAGAGACGGCAAUAGAUGGCUAGCCAGCUGGACAUUCUGGUUGCUUCACCGCCGUGACCUCGCGGUGCGAAUCUUGUUGACUCCUUUGCAAGACAUCGCGUCUGUUCUAGACGUGCAGAUCACGGAGAUUGGCGACCCGCACUACGAUGAUCCCAGUCUUGCCCUGCUCUUCUCGCAGCUCAAGUCGAGGACCCUGCAGACUGCAAAGGGUACAAGCGAGAUUUCUGGGCGAACGGAGUUCAAUUUUGUCCUUCAGAUCGCUCGCGUGUUCUCCAGGAUGGGCUGCCAUGUCCUGGCCUUGGACCUUGUCCGGACCUGGUCCUUCCAACGACCCUCUGUCGUGGUCCCUGAAAGCAAGCCCUUGUCACGUCCUGAGCCUCCGAGUCCAGUAUCAACACGUCUUGCACUGGAGCCGGCACUGCGCCACAGGGCCUCAGUGUUCAUCGACAUGGACCCAGUCACUGCUCCGUCUACUCGUUCGGCUUCACCUACGUCCAAUGUCUCCGAAGCGAACACACGACCGCUCAAAGAGGAGAAGGAGGAAGGAGAUACGCUUGCCCGAAAAGCUGGCCUUGGUAGUCUGAUGAAGACAGCCAAGCAAAAUGUCUCCGUACCAGAAUUCGAUAUGAGUGCGUUCUUCUAGUAUGCUAUAACCGUUGCAGGGUGUGUAUCGUCGCGCGCGUGCGCAACAAUCUCGUAGGCUGACAGGUAGGUGAGCCCUCAUACGGGUGAUGCGGUGAAGUUACAGUGCAGUACUAGUAAGUUAUGGCAGUCGGACAUAUGGUCCGUCGUUCACCGGCACCUUCCAAGAGAUCGAUGGUGAUUGGAAAAACAUUGUGUGCA
Messenger RNA from Fomitopsis serialis, 4490 nucleotides. RefSeq names its product WD repeat-containing protein. Gene Ontology annotation, cellular component: RAVE complex. The record is from RefSeq and is a predicted model, not a curated record. Gene Ontology annotation, biological process: vacuolar acidification. Bases 118 to 4290 code for a protein of 1390 amino acids. The transcript is spliced from 19 exons. NCBI's taxonomy places the organism in Eukaryota, Fungi, Basidiomycota, Agaricomycetes, Polyporales, Fomitopsidaceae. Gene Ontology annotation, molecular function: protein binding.